AUGCCACUCUUUUUUUUAUUCAAACUUGAGAACACCUUGAACUAUGGACUUGAAAGGGUUUGGGUUGUUGGAUACAUGAAAGGUUCAUGUUGGAUUGUUAUUGGCUAUGAUGAAGGAACCAUAAUGGUGAAAAUUGGACGUGAAGAGCCUGUAGCCAGCAUGGACAAUAGUGGAAAAAUUAUAUGGGCUAAACAUAAUGAAAUUCAAACUAUUAACAUCAAGAGUGUGGGAGCUGAUCAUGAGGUUUCUGAUGGAGAGAGGCUGCCUUUAGCAGUUAAAGAACUGGGAACAUGUGAUCUUUAUCCACAAAGCUUGAAGCACAACCCAAAUAGGAGAAAGUAUCACCCGGAAAACGAUGGGCCAAAGGUUUCGUUUUUUAGUGAUGAUGAAGAGACUACCAGCACACCAAAAGCAGAUGCUCUUUUUAUUCCAAGGGAGAAUCCAAGAGCUCUGGUUAUUCGCCCUCUUAAACAAUGGCCUGGCAAAUCAUCUGCUGAAAAAUUAAAAAACGCAUCUUCUCCAGCACAAACAAACGUCGCUAAUCAACCCGUAUCAGUUGCCAUUGAUGCAAGUGGCAUGGGUUUCCAGUUCUAUUCAGGUGGCGUGUUUACUGGGGAUUUUGGAACUGAUCUUGACCAUGGUGUUACAAGCUUGUUGAAUCAAAUGGAGUUAUAUGUGGUUGUGUAUAUACUUGCAAUCUUAGGCUUGGAUAGUCUACAAGGAAUCAUGCUGGAUCAAGGCAGCUGUAUUGAUACCUGUUGUACUUUUUGCAGGAAGGUGUGGAUUGCAUAUAAGGAAUCAAGGUAUGAAAAGCUGCAACGGUGGGAUGAUGCCCUUAAAGCAUACACUGCAAAAUCAGAUCAAGCAACAAGUCAACGUCUUAUCUUGGAUGCCACACUAGGUAAUUCAUAUUGUAGUGUAUUUAUUCCAAAUCCCAAAUUCUUUGGAUGGAGAAAAGGGUCACAAGAAUUAUCGGAGCAGGGGUUCAAUAUUAGUCUUAAAGAAGUAUGA
Molecule: messenger RNA, 1011 nt
Organism: Lactuca saligna
Lineage: Eukaryota; Viridiplantae; Streptophyta; Magnoliopsida; Asterales; Asteraceae
Source: the annotation of a GenBank genome assembly